Molecule: messenger RNA, 2327 nt
Organism: Elaeis guineensis (African oil palm)
Lineage: Eukaryota; Viridiplantae; Streptophyta; Magnoliopsida; Arecales; Arecaceae
Product: putative clathrin assembly protein At5g35200
Biological process (GO): clathrin coat assembly; vesicle budding from membrane; clathrin-dependent endocytosis
Cellular component (GO): clathrin-coated vesicle; clathrin-coated pit
Molecular function (GO): SNARE binding; clathrin heavy chain binding; phosphatidylinositol-4,5-bisphosphate binding
Source: RefSeq, a predicted model, not a curated record
UGCGUUCCCACUUCCAAAGUGACGGCGCGUCUCCGUCCCUAUUGUGAGUCUCCGGUUAAGAUAGCCAUUUGGAGGAACACUGUACCCAAGUCCUCCUUCGAGAACUUAGAAAAGUCUCGACCACGGUCGCGACCAACCAAACCUUCGUUCUUCCCCCUGUUCGCGACGCUGAGCUCAGCUCUUUCCCUCUCUGUUCUCUCCUCCUCCUCUCUCUCCUUCUCGCUCCAAAUUUGGAACUUGUUUUCUUGGAGAGAAGAAUGUCUGGAGGGGGAACACAACAGAGCUUGAGGAAAUAUUUAGGGGCCAUCAAGGACACAACCACAGUUAGUUUGGCAAAAGUGAACAGCGAUUAUAAGGAAUUAGACAUUGCGAUUGUAAAGGCAACAAACCAUGUUGAGCGUCCAGCAAAGGAGAAGCACAUUAAAGCUAUUUUUUAUGCCAUUUCAGCUGCAAGACCUCGGGCUGAUGUAGCUUACUGCAUUCAUGCUCUUGCGAGGCGUCUAGCAAAGACACACAAUUGGGCGGUUGCAUUGAAAGCAUUAAUUGUUAUACAUCGUGCUUUGCGGGAAGUAGACCCCACAUUCCGUGAAGAGCUUAUCAAUUAUGGAAGAAGUAGAAGUCAUAUGCUCAACUUGGCUCAUUUUAAGGAUGACUCUAGUGCAAGUGCAUGGGAUUAUUCUGCAUGGGUGCGGACCUAUGCUUUAUAUUUAGAGGAAAGGCUUGAAUGCUUUCGAGUGCUUAAGUAUGAUGUCGAAACAGAUCCCCCGAGAACUCGGGAUCUUGAGACAGCUGAGUUGCUGGAACAAUUGCCAGCACUACAGCAACUUCUCUUUCGCCUGCUUUAUUGCCAACCACAAGGAGCGGCAGCAUAUAAUAUUGUAAUUCAUCUGGCACUUUCAAUGGUUGCUGGAGAAAGUGUUAAGAUUUAUAAUGCCAUCAGUGAUGGUACAAUCAAUUUGGUUGAUAAGUUUUUUGAGAUGCAACGCCAUAAUGCUGUUAGGGCACUUGACAUAUACAGAAGAGCAGGUCAACAGGCAGAGAGACUGUCUGAAUUCUAUGAAGUAUGCAAAAGCAUUGAUAUUGGACGUGACAGAUUUAUAAAAAUUGAACAGCCCCCUGCAUCAUUUCUCACAGCCAUGGAGGAAUAUGUAAGAGAUGCCCCACGAACAUCAACGGUUCGCAAAGAUCAGGUUACAGAUGAGAAAAAUGCCGCUCCGAAGGUUGUGUUGGCAAUAGAAGACAAGAAAACCCCUGAAGUGGAAGAAGCACCAUCUCCACCUCCCCCACCUCCAGAACCAGUUAAAGUUGAAGCCCCUGUGUCUGAGCAAACAGAUUUGCUGGGAUUAAAUGAAACCAGCCCAGAUACCUCUGAACUUGAAAACAAAAAUGCUUUGGCACUAGCCAUCGUUCCAGUUGAUACUGUCCCUACAACUGCCCCUUCUGGUGGUCUUAGUUCAGAGAAUGGAACAACUGGCUGGGAAUUGGCACUUGUCACAGCUCCCAGCUCAAAUGAAAGUGCUGUGGCUUCAAGUAAAUUGGGUGGUGGGCUUGACAAGCUCACCUUAGACAGCUUAUAUGAUGAUGCAGAUAGACGGGCAAACCAGAACACAAGCUACAACCCCUGGGAGAUGACAUCUAUGGCUGGCCCUGUUAUGCAACCAGUGGUUCAUGAUCCAUUCUAUGCCUCGAAUGCAAUUGCUGCACCUCAUUCUGUGCAGAUGUCUGCCAUGGCCCAGCAACAGCAGGCUUUCAUGCUGCAGCAACAGAUGAUGAUGAUGGGUCAGCAGCAACACCAGGCCCCUUUAAACCCAUUUGGUAAUCCAUAUGCAACGGUUGGUGUUCAUCCAUAUGGCUCCGUGCUGAUUCAGCCAAACCUUGGAGUUGGUAAUUUCAAGAAAGUCGAUGCAGUAUGGUGAUGUUUCAUCCAAAAUCAAAUGUCAUUUGUGUCGCUGCUGGCAACUCAGCUUCCUAUAUGGCUUCUUGAAUGACAAACUUGAAUUCCUGUAAACCUUUGGAUGACUGCAUGAUGAAGGCAUAAUCAAACAGAAAAGGCUUUGAAAAUGCAUGCAAACAGAUCCAGAAACUUCCCCUAGAUGUUACGGAUGCAGCAGUCAGGAUUGGUGAGCAACCUAAAUGUUGGAUCGUCAUCCGUUUUAUCAAUUGAGAAGCCAAAAAUGGCCAAAGAGCAAAAUGGUUAGUAGAUCCUGCGUGCUUUAAAUUCAUUAGCGAUUAUGAUCAUGGAACAAUGUAACGUUGCAACUAAUAGAUCUCAACUGCUUAUGUAUAAUAUUUUUAUUCGUAUUGAAGUUGAAGUACAUCCCUGUGAA